Messenger RNA from Electrophorus electricus (electric eel), 2697 nucleotides. RefSeq names its product phosphotyrosine interaction domain containing 1 (gene pid1). NCBI's taxonomy places the organism in Eukaryota, Metazoa, Chordata, Actinopteri, Gymnotiformes, Gymnotidae. Gene Ontology annotation, cellular component: cytoplasm. The record is from RefSeq and is a predicted model, not a curated record. Gene Ontology annotation, biological process: regulation of cell population proliferation; negative regulation of insulin receptor signaling pathway; regulation of reactive oxygen species metabolic process.
UUCACUGUCUGUUUUCUCGGGACUGCUGGAGGAGAGAAGAAGCGAAAAAGCGCCGCCAGCCAGCAAGCAGAUGUUAGCUGGACCAUACAUCAGGCACAAACCAGCUGUUCAAUUCACACGGAGAAUCCCAUUAUUUCACUAAAAUGUGGCAGCCUGCGUCAGAGCGAUUGCAGCAUUUUCAGAACAUGCUGAAGACCAAACUCAAUGUCCUGACACUCCGUAAGGACCCACUGCCCACGGUGAUCUUCCAUGAGCCAGAGGCCAUUGAGCUGUGCUCUACAACACCUCUCAUGAAAACUCGCACACAGUCUGGGUACAAGGUAAUAUACCUGGGAAAGGUGACAAUCUCAGGCACCCAUUUUCUCUCAGGCUGCACAGAGUCUGCUGUGGUGGGAUUAUGGGAUAUGAAGGGAUCCUCCACCAGCCUGGGAAAUUCUGUCACCACCAGCAAUGCCCUCCUGGAGAUCCGCCCAUUUCAAGUGCGAUUGCAUCACCUCGAUGAGCGGGGCGAGGCCUCAGUUGCCAUGGACACCUUCCAGGUGGCUCGUAUUGCAUACUGCACUGCAGACCACGAGAUCAGCCCAAAUGUGUUUGCAUGGAUCUACCGACAAAUUAACGACGAUUUGACCUUCCAGAUGGACUGCCAUGCUGUGGAGUGUGAGAGCAAAUUAGUGGCCAAAAAACUAGCCCACUCCAUGAUGGAAGCCUUCAAGAAGACUUUCCAUAGCAUGCGUAGUGAUGGUCGCAUCAACAAAAGCAGCUCCUCAGAUGAGUUUCCUGAAGAUUCCACCACCGCUGAUGAUGGCUGAGGCAGAGAUCUGGGAGGUGUGGCCUCUUUGGUGUGGGCAGGGGAAGGGCUGUGGCUGUGAGAAUGGGUGGGACUUACAGUUCCCUCUCUUUCUCUUUUUUGCCCUCUCUUUGAGUCUGAUGGCAUAAUGAAGCAUUAAAAAUAAUCUGAAAUGUAUGGACAAUAAUAAUAAACUAAAUCUGUAAGGUGGGCAGUGAAGUCUAAUAAAGCAGAAUUUUAAGCAAAAUGCCAAAAGAAAAGCACCCAGGAAGUUUCUGUCUGCCUGACAAACAGCUGUAUCAUGGCAUUGUUUCUCAAGCACCUGAACAUUAAAAAAAAUUGUUAUAGUACAGCACAUUGUUAUGGAACAUUGUUCUAGAACAUUGCAAUGGAACAUUCCCCUCAAACUAAAAGCUGCUGUGUGACUCUAAGAAGGAGUGGGACUUCUGUUGCUUUUUUUAGCCAGUCAAAAUCUUGGGAAUUAUAGUCUCAAUCAUUCAUGAUAUCUUUAUACAGUAAUACAAAAGAAGAUUAGUGCCUCUGAGUGAAAGACAGUGAAAGCUGAAUAUUUUUACUGGCUGCAGCAGGCAGCCAUUCCCACUUCAUUCUCUCAGCUUUUAGUAGGCCCUAGAUAAGUCAGCUAUACUGAAUGGGCUUUAAAUUGUGUUUUUAAGAAUCCAAGAUGUCUCACUGUGAUGUGAUAUUUGUAUUCUCUGUCUGCAGACCAUGAGCCUUCUCACAACUCUAUGGAACGGGUUCUCAAUUGUAUUAUCACAGUAUUAUCAAAUCCUGUGUGUCUGUGUGUGUGGGCAUGUUUGAGGAGCUUGUGUAUUUCAGUAUAAAUAAAGCUUAGAAAAGAUGUGUGUGUGUGUGUGUGUGUGUGUGUGUGUGUGUGUGUGUGUGUGUGUGUGUGUGUGUGUGUGUGUGUGUGUGUGUGUUUAGAGCUAAUCAUGAUAUUUCUUCCAGCUACAUUCACAUCUGUGUGCAGAUGUUCCAGGAGUGUGUCCUGUAUGCAGACUAUGUAUUGCCCUUUUGCUGUUCUCAUUCCGCUGCUUUGGUAGUGAAGGGCUAAAGGCUUGUCACCAACCCUUCUUUAACUUCUGGGGGCAAAAGUCAAAAGUCAUUCCAGAAGCUGCUCAGUAUGGGUAUGUAUAGGAGCUGUGUGGCAGGGAGAAAGAUGUCACAGGACCCAAGACAUUGAGUGGUCCGUGAGAGCGCCAGUCUCUUCUCCUGCAGUGUGAAUGUAGGUUGUGAUGUCAUACCUUCAAGCUCUGCAACCCUAUACAUGUUGAACGUCUUGCUGAUUAUUCCAAUUAACAAGAACUAUGCUUUUGUUUGUUUAAAUACUUUUUAUUUGUUUGUACAGGAUAUGUGGAAGCUGAACAGUGGUUUCAGUGUGCUUUCACAUGUACCUAUGUGAUUUGUUUCCUGAAGAAUCUGGAACACCUGUGUGGCCCAAAUUCUGGUUGCAAUGGAAGUGCCUAAGACAAGCAGUAGGUGUAUGAUAAUGUUUGGGAAGGGGUGGAUUAGAGGGAAUGGAGCUUUUGUCUGGUGUAAACAAGCUCAUGAACUGAUCAUGAACUAACCAGCAUGGUUUGGAAUUUAUUGUAUUCUGUAAAAUCUGCCAACACCCCAGGAAACAGAAUUUGAUAUGUGAAAACACUGAGUUAACUUCUGUACACUUCACUGUGAGAUACUGUAUGCAUAUGCUUAUUUGUCAAAGUGUUCAUUUCUGCACAAAUACAUAGCUCCAGUUCCUUUAGAAGCCCCACAGAAUUGGGGCAGUGGAAUUUGGAACAGAAUUAACUCAUACACAGGUUGAUGAAAUGAGUUUCAUUUAAAUUCUGAUUCUGAUUUCAUAUCAAAUCUGAUUAUAUUGAAAUGGACUGAAUUCUGGCUCAGGAUAAAAA